AUGGCUGGCCAGGGGCAGGUGAUGUAUCUGUUUGCAAAAGCCUGUCGACAUGAACCUUUCAGUGAGGAGGAAAUAUCUAUUGGUAACAUAGAUCGGAGGAACGUCGUUCAGUUACUCGACGAUCAUGUUCAACUUCAAGAGACGGCAGCUCCUGACCCUCCACGCAUUAAAAAUAGUCCGUCAUCUCAAAGGGAUAGAGCAAAAGAAUCUCAAUCAAAGAAGCUACAGUCGUCUUCGAAUGACUGUACUUGGACCUAUUUCAGCUUCUGUCGUUCUAAGUUAGCAUCACUCAAAUCUCAGGCAACAGCCACUCUGCCCCGAGAAACGAAUGGCUUUGUCUCCACAGACGAUGUCCUUACGAUAUACUCAAACGAAUGGGAGCGUAUCAAAUUGAAAACGACCCUGUCACGGAAUGUCAAUGUCCGUCAACACCUUCAGAUCCCCGCUUCAUAUCCCGGAUUUGUUACCAAUACAACUCUACAUACAUUUGCAUUGGACGAAGUAGCAAACCAUUUAUUGGGGUACCUCUCCAGUCAAUUGCGCUCUGCUCUUAGUCCCGAGUCAUUAAAUCAGCGUACACGCGAACUAGCAACUAGAAUUAGGAGGGAUAAGAAUAGCGCAAAUGCAACGAUCGUCCCCAAAGGUAACCCCGAACUGGAUGUUCGUUUGAGUUCUUGGGCAAAGGAAAACUGCUACAAUCUUGACUUUGGGUUUGGAUUGCCUUUGGCUGUUCGUAGGCCACGGUUCACUGAUGGUUCUAGAGAAGGUCUCGUUUACUUUCUGCCAAAAGCACCGGAUGGUGAGAUCGUGGUUGGGAUUUGCCUAAGACGUGACGAUAUGGAAAGGUUGAAGAAGCAUCAAGAUUUUGCGAAAUUUGGAACCUUCUUGGGAUAA
Talaromyces stipitatus ATCC 10500 is the source of this 894-nucleotide messenger RNA. RefSeq names its product trichothecene 3-O-acetyltransferase, putative. The record is from RefSeq and is a predicted model, not a curated record. The transcript has 2 exons. Lineage: Eukaryota; Fungi; Ascomycota; Eurotiomycetes; Eurotiales; Trichocomaceae. The coding region runs from base 1 to 894 and encodes 297 amino acids.